Messenger RNA from Chrysochloris asiatica (Cape golden mole), 1436 nucleotides. It is a transcript of the gene SSTR2, whose product is annotated as somatostatin receptor 2. Gene Ontology annotation, molecular function: somatostatin receptor activity; neuropeptide binding. Gene Ontology annotation, biological process: cellular response to glucocorticoid stimulus; neuropeptide signaling pathway; cellular response to estradiol stimulus. The record is from RefSeq and is a predicted model, not a curated record. Gene Ontology annotation, cellular component: neuron projection; membrane. Bases 78 to 1190 code for a protein of 370 amino acids. The transcript has a single exon. Lineage: Eukaryota; Metazoa; Chordata; Mammalia; Afrosoricida; Chrysochloridae.
CUUUGCUUCCAGGGCCCAUGAAGGUGAGAAUAAGAUCUUUGGGCUGGUUGAAACUAGCCUAAGACAAUCAAAGAGUCAUGGAUAUGGUGUACAAACUACUCAAUGGGAGCCAAGCCUGGGUGGUGGCCUCUCAGUUGGACCUCACUGACCCAAUAGUAACAGCCAAUGGCUCCAACCAAACCGAACCCUACUAUGACAUGACCAGCAAUGCAGUGCUCACAUUCAUCUACUUUGUGGUCUGCAUCAUCGGGUUAUGUGGCAACACUCUGGUCAUUUAUGUCAUCCUGCGCUAUGCCAAGAUGAAGACCAUCACCAACAUUUAUAUCCUCAACCUGGCCAUUGCCGAUGAGCUCUUCAUGCUCGGCCUGCCCUUCUUGGCCAUGCAGGUGGCUCUGGUCCACUGGCCCUUUGGCAAGGCCAUCUGCCGGGUGGUCAUGACUGUGGAUGGCAUCAACCAGUUCACCAGCAUUUUCUGCUUGACAGUCAUGAGCAUCGACCGCUACCUGGCUGUGGUCCACCCCAUCAAGUCGGCCAAGUGGAGGAGACCCCGCACAGCCAAGAUGAUCAACGUGGCUGUGUGGGGCGUCUCUCUGCUGGUCAUCUUGCCUAUCAUGAUCUAUGCCGGGCUUCGCAGCAACCAGUGGGGGAGAAGCAGCUGCACCAUCAACUGGCCAGGUGAAUCUGGAGCCUGGUACACAGGGUUCAUCAUUUACACCUUCAUCUUAGGGUUCCUGGUGCCCCUUACCAUCAUUUGUCUUUGCUACCUAUUCAUUAUCAUCAAGGUCAAGUCCUCUGGAAUCCGAGUAGGUUCCUCCAAGAGGAAAAAGUCAGAGAAGAAGGUCACCCGAAUGGUAUCCAUAGUGGUGGCUGUCUUCAUUUUCUGCUGGCUCCCGUUCUACAUCUUCAAUGUCUCAUCGGUCUCUGUGGCCAUCAACCCCACCCCAGCACUCAAAGGCAUGUUUGACUUUGUGGUGGUCCUCACCUAUGCUAAUAGUUGUGCCAACCCUAUCCUGUAUGCCUUCUUGUCCGACAACUUCAAGAAGAGCUUCCAGAAUGUCUUGUGCCUGGUCAAGGUGAGUGGCACAGAUGAUGGGGAACGGAGCGACAGUAAGCAGGACAAAUCCCGGCUGAAUGAGACCACGGAGACCCAGAGGACCCUCCUCAAUGGAGACCUCCAGACAAGUAUCUGAAAACAAAGAGGCCAAGCUCUGCCAACUGGCAGUGUGCUCCCUACCCUACCAGGUCACACCUGGCUUUGAGAAUAGGGACUUGCUCAGCAUGAGACCAAUCCAGGAAACUCUGUUUGAGCCAGCUUGUCUGAGCAAAUGAUAGCAUGUUAAAUUGAGUACCUUCUUCUGAAAGUGAAAAUUUAAAUUCUGGCGGACAGUUCAAGGCGUGGAGAAGAGGAGAUGAAGCCAGGGUGUGAUCUUUGGGAA